GAAAUUCUCUCGCAGUGUCAAGUGCGCUUAUGCCGUGUGCGGGCUGCGAACGCGGCGUGUCGUUGAUGUCCUAUCAGUUGCACGGCGGCGGUGGUACGAAGCGAACGAUGCAUUUACCGCCACCAGCAAAGUGAUGAUUAAUCUCGCGACUAGCACGUAAAACACGCGCGUUUCGAUCAUUUAUUUCAAAUUCUCAGUGGUGACAAGUUGGAAAAUAUUUUGAAAAUACAUUUACAACUGGACAUUUUGAAGUUUAUUCUUAUUUUAAAUUGACUUUGCAAUGGGGUGUUUAAUAUGUUCAGCUGUGCUCUAUGGCUUACCUUUCUUAUACGCAGCGGUCGUCCUGGCGUGGAAAAACAGUCCUCGAGCGAAGGCCUUGAUUAAAUUCAGUCUUUACGCUGUUCUCAGUGUUGUCGCUGCAACUCUGCCAAUUCCAUUAAUGCUUCUGCGACCGAAGAGCAGCAAAAAUGCCCUAUUUCCGGCGGCGUGCUUGCGAGUCUUCGCCCGAUAUGUUCUCGGCGUGGAGUUUACCGUCAAGGGCAAGGAACACAUCGCCAAAGAUACAGGCUGUGUCAUCGUCAUUAAUCAUCAAAGCGUCGUCGAUCUAAUAGUUCUCGCUGAAUUGUGGCCGAUAAUCGAUCGAUGCACUGUGAUCUCAAAGAAGGAGAUCUUUUAUAUUUGGCCGUUUGGACUUGCCGCAUGGUUAUGGGGCACAAUAUAUAUCGAUAGAUUAAAUGGCGCACGUGCAAAGGACUCUAUUAACAAUACCGGUACAUUGAUACGCGAACGCAAACAUCGAGUUCUUAUGUUCCCUGAAGGUACACGCAGUUUGAAAGAUCAACUCUUACCUUUCAAGAAGGGCGCUUUCCAUCUCGCUGUAGCUUCACAAUGUCCAAUUCAACCGGUGGUUGUUGAGAAAUAUCACUUCUUGGGCAAACAUCGUUUUGACAGCGGACGAAUCGAUAUUGAAAUCUUACCGGUGAUUCCUACCGAAGGAUUGAGCUCUGAAAAUUUACCAGAGGUGAUUGAUAAGACAUAUCGCAUUAUGCAAGACCAGUUGGACCUUAUGUCGUCGAAACAUGAUGCUUGCGCACCUAACAACAACGUUGUCAACUCCAAACACGCAUUAGACUGAUUUACCACAACUUAUCAUUAAAUAACUGACCACAAAAUUAACAACAAAAGACACAACACGUAAGAGAACAAGGAUAUUUUAAUAAAAAGACAUAUCGAGUAAAAGUGUAUUCAACAAGUUGGUAUGGGAACAGAACAAGUAAAGUUAAUAGAAAUGUCUUUUAUUUGAUCUACAGAACACCUAGUUUUAAUAUAUUAUUGUUAUUAUAUUUACAUACUUAAUAAUAGUUACAACAAAGCUACACCAAUUGUGUUAAACUGUUAGUUGAUAAAACUCAACACAAGUUUCCAGAUAAAUUUAUAAUAAAACAUCUGAUAACUGUACAUAUACAAUAUACAAACAGAACUAUGUCAAAAAAUGGUUUUAUAACGACUGGUGACAUUUAUUGUUUACUUGUGGGAAUUUUCAUUUGUUUCCCGUUAAUAAACAUAGAAAUAAAUGUCGAAAACAAUUGCAGAAUCUAAGAUAAAACGUGGUUUGCAGAAGGCAAAUUGUUUUUUGAUUGCGUUUUAUAAAGAAAUAUAAAGUGCAAUGGAAUUUUACUUAAAAAUGACGAUAUACGCCUUAUCUCAAGAUGUGGGUCAUCUUGUUUGGGAAAUCGAUGAAAACGUGCUGGCAGUGCCAAGUUUGCUGAUUCUCUUCGAUUUUCACCGCAUCGUUUGUCGGCCGUCUAUUUUAACAAAUGUAGGCAACACAUGUUACAGUCUGUUCAUUUCACUACAGUUCUAAGAAUGUUUUGUUUAUGUAAUUUCAACUUGCGUUUGGCCAAUAUUGAUUUUAGUUCAACUGUUUAUUCAAAUAUGAUUUUGUUGAUUUAAUUAUUGGUCUGUUUCAAGUAUAAAUCAGUGAAAUUGU
Molecule: messenger RNA, 1990 nt
Organism: Dalotia coriaria
Lineage: Eukaryota; Metazoa; Arthropoda; Insecta; Coleoptera; Staphylinidae
Gene: Agpat2
Product: 1-Acylglycerol-3-phosphate O-acyltransferase 2
Exons: 5
Coding region: 281-1135 (284 amino acids)
Biological process (GO): phosphatidic acid biosynthetic process
Cellular component (GO): endoplasmic reticulum; membrane
Molecular function (GO): 1-acylglycerol-3-phosphate O-acyltransferase activity
Source: RefSeq, a predicted model, not a curated record